AUGGAAUCUAUUGAAGAUAAAAAAACAAAAGUAAUACAUAUUAAUGAUGUAGAGUUACAAAAACAAUUUUCAAAUUUAGCAUCUUUACGAGAUUUUGAUUUAAAUAAUAGUGUAACAUGUAAAAAAAAUUCAGAUAUUUCAGAUGCUACCACCAAUCAAACACUACCACAACCAUUUGUUAUGUGUGAAUCAGAAUGGUCGGAGAAGGUUUAUUUUUAUGUUGGUUAUAAACAAUCAGAAAAUACUUCAGUUUCAUACCGUUUUAACAUUGUAGCAAAGCCAGUUGCAUGCUAUUUAAGAUAUCUUUAUGACCAAAGAGUAUCCGGAUUUGAUGUUGACACUUCAUUAACACAAAUGAAAGGUUCGUCCUUCAUAAAAGCUUAUUCUCUUGAAUCCCAACAAGGUCUGGUAGAAGGUAUUGCAAAAUGUGAAGAGACAUUAGAAUUAACCACUGGUUAUGACUAUAAACAAAUUAAUGAUGAAGAGCUUACUCAUGUAACUCAAAAAUUAUCAAAUAAUUAUUACUAUGUUUACCAAAACUAUAUGAUUUAUGCAUUCGAAUUAUUGGAAUACGAUUAUUAUAGAAGAUAUAAAUGGCUCUUUGAUUCAAAUGGUGUUGUUGUUUAUGAUAAUGGAUCACGUGCCUUCAUGUUAUUACCAGUUUUAAGAAGUGAUUCAUUUGCUUCUAGAUAUGAUUCAUCAGGUUAUUCAACAAUUUCAUUUAAUGAUGCUGUAAAUUAUUUAAUGAAAGAUGGUGCCAAAAGAUGGCAAUAA
This is a messenger RNA of Dictyostelium discoideum AX4, 774 nucleotides long. RefSeq lists its product as hypothetical. Lineage: Eukaryota; Evosea; Eumycetozoa; Dictyosteliales; Dictyosteliaceae. The record is from RefSeq and is a predicted model, not a curated record. The transcript is spliced from 5 exons. The coding region runs from base 1 to 774 and encodes 257 amino acids. Gene Ontology annotation, biological process: regulation of aggregate size involved in sorocarp development.